CUCACUUUCUAUUUUCUCAUCCGGUUUAUCGCUGAGCGAAAGCCUUUUUGUCCUAUCUGAUUCUCGUUUUCUCCCUUUCGUCUAUACAUAUUUCUUCGCUGUUACCUUUUCAAGAUGGAUCGGAUUAAGGAGAAAAUGUCCGCCCUCCGCAUCGAGGCUGAUGAGGCCCAGGAGAAGGUUGAGGAACUUAAGGGCACCGUGAAGAAGCUGGAGCAGGAGAACUUGGCAAAGGAACAGGAAAUCACAUCUCUUACCCACCGCAACCAACUCCUUGAGGGUGAGGUGGAGAAACUGGAGACUUCCCUGAAGGAGGCCAAGGAUGCCGCCAGUCAGAGUGCUCAGCACGAUACCCAGAAUGAAGCUCUCCAGAGGCGUAUGCAGUUGCUAGAAGAGGAGGCUGAGGAUGCCGACCGGAAUCUGCGGGAGACAAACGAGAAGCUGCGUCAAACAGACGUCAAGGCUGGUCACUACGAACGCAAGGUGCAGGCUCUCGAAUCAGCUCGUGACGAGUGGGAGAGCAAGUACGAGGAGAUGGCAAAGAAGUACGCAGAGCUGCAGAAGGAGCUCCACGACCUCGAGGUCUCGAUCAGCAAUGUUUAGGCGUGAGACUAGGCACAUGCGUAGAGUCAUGGAAAGGUUGGAUUCGGUCUUUUUUAAAAGAGUGCUACAGUUUUCACACCACACCACCUAUCCUUUUAUAUUACCUCUGUCUGCAGGAGAUAGAUCUAGUAGGAUCUCUGCCUCUUGUUAUGCAGCUGUUUUAUACUUUUCAU
This is a messenger RNA of Aspergillus ochraceoroseus IBT 24754, 773 nucleotides long. Its product is annotated as tropomyosin. NCBI's taxonomy places the organism in Eukaryota, Fungi, Ascomycota, Eurotiomycetes, Eurotiales, Aspergillaceae. The record is from RefSeq and is a predicted model, not a curated record. Bases 115 to 600 code for a protein of 161 amino acids. Gene Ontology annotation, molecular function: actin filament binding. The transcript is spliced from 3 exons. Gene Ontology annotation, cellular component: actin filament; actomyosin contractile ring. Gene Ontology annotation, biological process: mitotic cytokinesis; actin filament organization.